AUGCGACUCUGGCGCGACGUUGAGAUGACAGAGGUGAUGCAUCAGACUGAGGUUUUGUCGUUGCUACAGCAGCACCAGCUACAACGAUUGCUCGAUUGCGAUGAGUUGCACCGUCGACGACUUGCCAGUGGUUCAUUUGCGGCUUUUGAAGAAGCUGCGAUCGACUUCCGCCCAAGCUACAAAUUUCGCCCUAUGAGCAAGUCAAACAAGGACGAAGCAAUGCAAGAUGUCAAACUCCUUGAAGCUCUGCGUGGUCAGUAUGAUGACAAGCGCACGCCUGCGUGGUGUGACCGCGUAAUCUGGCGUGCCCGGCGAAAGGUGAAGCAAGAAGGCUUGCUGCGAUAUGAGCUGCUUGACAGCACUACGUUCUCCGACCAUCGACCAGUCAGGCUGUGCAUGCAGAUUUGCAUCCACGAAAUGAGCCUAGAGGACCUCAGGCGUGUAUGCUCGGAAUAUGAGUUAAAGCGAAGUGCUUCGCUUCGCCUUUUGCGGAGUGGAUCUUCUUUCGAAGAGGCGGCUGAAGAAACAGAGGUAUCUCUGACCAAGGCCGCGCUGUGA
Messenger RNA from Symbiodinium necroappetens, 558 nucleotides. NCBI's taxonomy places the organism in Eukaryota, Dinophyceae, Suessiales, Symbiodiniaceae. The record is from the annotation of a GenBank genome assembly.